Strongylocentrotus purpuratus (purple sea urchin) is the source of this 1643-nucleotide messenger RNA. RefSeq names its product 26S proteasome non-ATPase regulatory subunit 10. NCBI's taxonomy places the organism in Eukaryota, Metazoa, Echinodermata, Echinoidea, Camarodonta, Strongylocentrotidae. Gene Ontology annotation, molecular function: protein binding. The coding region runs from base 131 to 796 and encodes 221 amino acids. The record is from RefSeq and is a predicted model, not a curated record. The transcript has 6 exons.
UGGCAUUUCUCGCGCUCUCUUCAUUGGCACUUCAUAAGUGAUUGAAGGAACAUUAGAGAGCGGCUGCUAUUUUCAAAACUGCUUUGUCACGUUUAUCUUGUUGAAAUUAGGUAUUUUAUGAUACUUUAAGAUGGAUACAGUUGACAUUUGGAAGUUGGCAUACGAAGGUGACCUUGGUGCACUAAGGGUGAGAGCAACAGAGGAUAAAUCUCUGCUCUUAAAGUUAGACCAGAGUGAUCGUAUGCCCCUUCACUGGGCGGCAUCUGGAGCAAAGUUUGAGGUUGUCCAGUAUUUGUUGGAAAAUGGAGUUCCAGUCAAUGUAUCAGAUGAUUCAGGUUGGAGUCCUUUGCACAUUGCAGCAUCCGUUGGUCAUGCAGGUAUUGUCUCGGCUCUGAUUGGUCAGAAUGCUGAAGUCAAUGCAACCAAUCAUACGGGACAGACACCUCUCCAUUACUCCUCAUCAAGAAGUAGGGUCGAGGUGACGGAGAUUCUUUUGGACCAUGGAGCCGAUCCAAUCAUCAGUGAUGAGAACGGAGCCACACCCCUCCACCGUGCCGCCUCCCGAGGAAACAUAGAGAUCGUCAAACUCCUCCUCCAGUUCAACUGCAGAGUGGAUGCAACAGAUAAACAAGGAAAUACUCCAUUACAUCUAGCCUGUGAGGAGGAGAGAACUGAGGAAGCUGUUGCGCUUGUAGAACACGGUGCAAGCCUUGAAAUAGUGAACAAGGAGGAGAAGACGCCCCUUGCCAUGGCACCGGCAGGGUUAGCGAGGUCUUUGCAGAGAUUAAAAGAAUAGCGCCAUUUCAUGAUGAGAACAGAUAUUUUUUUGAAAAUGUGAACUUGCUGUUGAACGACAGAGAUGUAGAAAAGGACGAUGAAGCAUUGCAUUCACCAUUUUUGGAAAGAAAUCUUGCUGUACAUGCAUUGUCGGAGAGAUAUGUUAACUCUUUGCCUGCGGUGGUAGACAAACAAUGGACUGACAUAUGUUUGUGAAACAUACAGGCUUGAAUUCACAAAGGAGGUUUGUUUGUCGAGGUUUAUCGACAUACCUCCUUUAUGAAUUCGGGCCACAAUCUUUAUUGGCACACAUACUCCAAACAAUGUGGCAAUUUAGAGUUUUAAUCCAUAAAAAAUAGAGGGUUAAAUCAGAAAGCUUAAUGAUCUGUUUUCUUUUAUUUGGGAGCACUAUUAUAAUCUGAAAACAUGUGAAAAAUCUAAAAGAUCCUGUGGAUAUAAACUUAAUCUCAUCAAGAUAUGUAAUAGCUGAUUGAAAGACUAAGUUUUAAUCCAAAAACUUUAGAUGUAUCUAAAAAACUAUCUUUGUUUUGUUGAGGGGUGAGGGGUUGUAAUAUUAAAUUAUCUGAACACAUGUAAAAAUGUAAAUAAUGUAAAUGUAUUCAUGCAAGAGAUCCUUUGGAUAGAAAUUUAAUCUCGCCCUGAUAUGUAAUAUUUGGGACAAAACUUCAACAUAAUGUUGGGUCGGCCACAUCUUGGAAUUAGCAUAUCAAUCAACAUCUCCUUUGCAUAUUCGUAACAAUAACACCACCUGAUAUAUAACCCUACCAGGCCAGCUGCAGAUGUGUGUGGCAUUAAACUUGACUUGGAAGACUGUUAAAUCUUCUUCUUUUUUUUUUCUUUUUUUG